This is a messenger RNA of Priapulus caudatus, 1586 nucleotides long. Its product is annotated as THAP domain-containing protein 1-like. Bases 177 to 905 code for a protein of 242 amino acids. The record is from RefSeq and is a predicted model, not a curated record. Lineage: Eukaryota; Metazoa; Priapulida; Priapulimorpha; Priapulimorphida; Priapulidae. The transcript is spliced from 3 exons.
ACGCCAUCUACUGUUGUUCACCGCCUAUAAUAAAAUCUGGAUAUUCAUUGGCUACGUGUCAGAGACGCUACACGUGCGCCAUCUUUCCACUCGCAAAACCGCAUCCGAUCUAGCUGCGAGCGUCGUCUCUACCGUCUCGAGAAAUACAUUUCAAAUUUAUUUGUUAGAGAAUCAGAAUGCCAUCCUGUGCAGCCAUAAACUGCACUAACAGGCAGUUUAAGGGAUGUGGAAGGACAUUUCAUUUGUUCCCUUUUGGACGCCCUGCCUUGCUCAGAACAUGGCUUGUAAACGUGAAGAGAGACGAGUGGUUUCCAUCGAAGAAGGCAGUGUUGUGUUCAGAUCAUUUUACAGGACACAGCUUUAACCACAGUGGUCAGACAACCCGGCUGGCAGAAGAUGCUGUACCAAUACUCUUUGACUUUCCAGACCAUCUCAAGAACGUUCAACGUCCAAGGAAAGCUCCACGUGAGAGGUGUAGCAAGCAGGUGGAGACAAGCAACAACUCUGACCCUGGAGAACUGAGUCCCAAGUCUUCCCGUGAGUUGGUUGAGAAAGAUCAUUCCUACUCGAUCGAGGAGAGUCCGAUAGCACUAAAAAGAAGACUUUACGCUGCAGGGGAUCAGAUCAAUAGCCUAAAAACACAACUCAAGACUACACAGCAGAAAUCUCGCCGCCUUAAAAAGAAGUUAUCAUCGCUCCAAGAGGUUGUGAAGUCGCUGGACGAAAAACAGCUGAUCUUGACUAAUGGUGCAGAAAUGCUACAAAAGACGUAUACUGAUGUUCCAUCAGCGAUUAUGACAAGAAUUCCUUCAUCCAAGAAGAACGGAACGCUUAGCCGGGAUAGUUACCCCCCAGUAUUGCGAGCGUUUGCAGUAACACUUCCGUUUUACAGUGCAAAAGCAUAAAAGGACGUACCCAAAACCUUUGAUUUUGCUCUUCCUCAUCCAACAACCAUCAGAAAGGGGUACAGUGGAGUCAAUGGCGAACCAGGCUUCACCCAGGAGGCAAGCUGAAGGCCGAUGCAGCGAAGGACACGAACAGUCAAGUCGUAUGCGCCCUCAUGUUGGACGAGAUGGCUAUCAGGAAGCAUGUUGAAUGGGACGGCUAAAAAUCCCACGGUUACGUCGACGUCGGUGUUGGGAUAGAAGAUGAUACCACACCAGUCGCACAGGAUGCUCUAGUAUUCAUGGUUGUAGCCCUGAAUAGCAACUGGACAAAUUUCUGUUGCGUACUUUCUUAUCAAUGGAAUGACAGGGAAGGAGCGGGCCAACCUGAUUCAGCAAUGCUUGAUACGUCUUCAUGAAGUUGGUGUUCGCUGCGUAUCAUUAACUUGUGAUGGGCCGUCAUGUCACCUGACAAUGCUAGCAGAACUGGGAGCAAAGAUGAACGUGGCAGACCUGAAUCCAUCGUUUCCUCAUCAAGCAAGUUCAGACCACCGUGUCUAAUUUCUUCUCGACAUCUGCCAUAUGUUGAAGUUAAUUCGCAACACUUUAUUGCCUCAGUCUGUUGUUGGUUGAAGCUAGCUUAUACCCCCGUCACACCGGACGGCGACCAUCCGCGACCGUACGGCGACCAGAAAAUGUACA